GUAAGAUGAUAUAUGCGUGUGUGGGUGCUCUGUGGAACUCACUCGACCAGUGCUCCCACUCGCUCCCUUCUUCUGCGAGUGGAGCCUUCAGCGCGCUGCGUGAGCGCGGAGCGUCUUUCUGUCUGUCCGCCUUCCAUUCAUCCCGGCGACGGCUGCACACACACACACUCACACACACACACACACACACUCUCCUCCUCUCGCCACAGUGGCUGGGAUCGGUUACUUUUUGGUUUGCUGGUCCCCCUCAGCGGCGGUCGGAGUGCCGGUGGAUGAUCUCAGCAGAGCCGCGGUUCUGCGUGAUUCCGCGGAGCGCAGAGGAGUCGCCGGAGGACGCGCGCGUCACGACGGAGAGCGGCGGGUGGCAGUUUGACCGCCCUUUUUCUUUUUCUGUGGUUUUUCUUCUGUCCUUUGGAUUGUAAAAACAACAAGGCGAACACGACGCAAAGGAACGGCGCCGUUGUGGACGGAUCGUACGGCACAGGUGCGUCAGAGGACUGAGGACGGCCGGUCGGCGGAUGAUUGUCGGCGUCGUGGAGAGGUGUCGCUGCCUCUGCGCAAGUCUCAGAUGAAGAUGAAGUCUGCGGGCGUAGUGGAUGGAGGCUUGUUCACAGAGAGCUAUUGUAACAUCUGCAAUGCCCAGCUGAUCUCCGAGUCCCAGCGCACCGCUCACUAUGAGAGCAAGAAACAUGCCAACAAGGUACGUCUGUUCUACAUGCUUCACCCUGAAGAUGGAGGUCCGCCGUCCAAGAGACUGAGGCCAGAUAACCCAGACUGUGCAGAAACGGAGGUGGACAGGAACAAGUGCUGUACCUUGUGUAACAUGUUCUUCACCUCCGCCAUUGUGGCCCAGUCGCACUACCAGGGGAAGACCCACGCCAAGAGAGUCCGCCUGGUGCUGGGGGAGCCAACCAACCUACCCAUAGCCACGGCAAGCCCAACAAACACAGAUUCCUCCCCUUCCACCCCACUGCCCACGGACACCCCUGUGUGCCCCCCGUCCCCUGCCCUGCCCUGGCCCGUGGCGGCGGUGGUCGGCGCAAACGGCGGAAGAGAGGCCGGCAAGUACUGUUGCCUGUGCGGAGCCUGGUUCAACAACCCGCUGAUGGCCCAGCAGCACUACGAGGGCAAGAAACACCGCAGGAACGCAGCCAGGGCGCGUCUGCUGGAGCAGCUAGCGGGCAGCCUGGAUGCCACAGAGAGCACAGGGCUGCGCAGUAGUUACUCCUGCAGUGUCUGCAGUGUGGUCCUCAACUCCAUUGAGCAGUACCACGCACACGUCCAGGGCUCCAAGCACCAAAACAACCUGAAGCAACACCAGCAGUAAGCCACCGUGACAGGCCACUCCAAGAGGAAGAAGGAGAGAGGAAGACAGAUCACUGGAAUAAACAAAAAUCUGAAAAAAGGACUUGUCAGAAAACCGAGGAGUAUGAGAAAGUGGUACAGAGUAACUUCAAUGUGUGUGUGUGUGUGUGUGUGUGUGUGUCUCUCUACAUGUGUGUGCGCGUCUCUCUACAUGUGUGUGUGUAUAUGGGUGCCACGGGCCUUCAUGCCUGCAACAUGCAGUACAGGCAUGUUUGGGUCAUUGUGAGUGUGUUUAUUUCUAUCUUUGAUCUGAAAAUAUAUAUAUCUCUGAGAUUUAUUCAGCACCCAAGUGUUUGAUGCGAGUGCUCGACACCCAACAGCCGUCAGAAGAACUGAGGCUGCGCGUUGCCAUGUAACUGCUGUGUGAACCACAAUCGUUAAAAUAAAGUGAUGUCGGUGCGUUGCCCAGAGUGGUAAUAACCAUUACAAUGAUCGUCAUACUGAGCAGCAGUAGUAAAACUCUGUAACUAGCCGUCCACCAAGUGCUCCAACAGUGAUCCACGUCUGAAGACAUGUACAGUCCAGAUGAUAGCACAUUGCGCGACUCACGUUCAGGCCACUUGAGACCUACUCUGGCCCAGAACUUUAAAUCCAAGGACGAUAAAAAAUUUAAAAAAUAAACCAAUGACCUCAGCCAUUACAGAUUGCACGGAUUUCCAAAAUUGCCAUAAAGACUAUUUUUGGUUUUAGAUCUUGCGUCGUCCGUAAAUGUAGUGGAAAAAUAAUUUUUUCAUAUUCCAAAUAUCAAAACCCAGAGAUGUGGAUUGGCGACAGGACAGAAGGGCCUGGAGAAAAGCAGCACAAAGUCUCUGAAACUCAGUCGGUGAAACUUUUUUGUCAAUCAUGUACAGUUAAAAACAUUCCCACAGCGUUGAAUACUGAUGUCAGAUGCAGCUCCGAGGUGACAAGAACUCUUCUCUGUUGAGAUGGCCAACAUGUAAAUAUUUUUUUUUAUUUUUCUGUUGCAAUGGCCUGAGAGAAAAAAAAACCUCCCAUCCCAUGUAGCAGCAAAUGUACGAUACAACUGGGGUGCAAUUCAGUGCAUGCUAAAUGAAAAAUUUUGAAUUUUCUUGCCUUUUUUGAAACCUAUUGCUCAUUUUUGGCAAUAGCGCUGCUUUCUAGAGAUAGCCUCACGAUGCGUUUCUGCACACACUUGCACAUGAACAAAGAGGUCAUCUUUUAGCACUGAAGAGGCUUCUUUUCAACACUUAAUUUAUUCAUCAAAAAAAGGGAAACCAUUUAAUACUUGGAGAUUACCCCCCCCCCCCCCCCCCCUCCAUCUGUAGUGUCGUCAGAGUGUCUGUGAAGAGAGUUUUCAACAAUGCUCUGCAGCACCAUUAUACAUGUGAAGUGAAGACACGCUCCAGUUUCCUGUGCUGGCACCGACAUCGGCCCUGAGCAGCAUUUCUUAUCGAGCCGGGGAAAAGGACUGAGAAACGCAGCACUCGACGCAAAGCUACGCUCUGUCAGUUCUUGUUGGUUCAAGCUCUCUUUUUUUUUUUCCUCCAAAACACAUUAAAAAUGUUUUUAUUUUGCUUUGUUCAUUUCACGGUUUCAGACAGCGAACUGCAAACGAACUGACGCUAAAUAGUUUUUCCUCUGCAGACACACGGAGGGGUAAUGGUUUUUUAUGCAAUCGCACUGUAGUAUUAACAACCAUAGCAAUGUGUUUUGAAGUGAAAUUGUUUAACAAAGCAAAAAAAUAAGUGGUUUGUGUAAAUUAGCACGUAGCAGCAGGAAAAGUUUGUUUUAAGAAGAACAAGAAUUUUGUAUUUAUAGUGUUUAUCUGCACUGAGCUACAGGAGAUAAGGGAAGUGUACUUUUUAUGGAUAUUGCUAUAGGAAAAAUAAAUGUUUUGGAGAUGAACUCAUCCUGAACCGAGAAGCGAUGGAUGGAUCGAAAUCCAGUAUGUGGAAAAACAGUGAGGGAUCACACUGACUGGGAGAAAGCGGUGAUUACAGCUGUUUUCAUGAGGACAACAACAAUCAUCACAGAAGACCUCGAAGGAGGAACCUUUGAUGUGACUUGUUUUGCCCAGUGGACAGAGAAAACUGUGGUGGCAGGAUUUCAGACUGUUGGAUUUUAACAAGACGUCUAAAAUUACCCUCUCGUCGCUGAUGCCAUAAAGAAAACACAAAAAGUUGUUUUGGCAUUUUUUCGCCAUGCGCCGAUAUCACCGUCUGUGCAGGGGAUGACUGUGCCAUGAGUCACAUAUUUUAGCAGAUGUUACAUAAUAUAUUACAGAGAUGAAUCUAUGGGUAGGAAUUGUGUGAUACGAUGCUCGUGUGGGUGGGCGUUAUGUGUAUGGGAAGCUGUCAGCUGCGCCGGCAGUGGGAGCCUCGCUGUGAGCUGUGUGUAAUGUGAGCACAUUUGUAAACACACCUGAUGAUGAAUACAAUGAAGAUGACAACCAUCUAUUUUCUCUUGCAAAAA
Scophthalmus maximus (turbot) is the source of this 3798-nucleotide messenger RNA. RefSeq names its product zinc finger protein. Lineage: Eukaryota; Metazoa; Chordata; Actinopteri; Pleuronectiformes; Scophthalmidae. Bases 569 to 1327 code for a protein of 252 amino acids. Gene Ontology annotation, molecular function: nucleic acid binding; zinc ion binding. The record is from RefSeq and is a predicted model, not a curated record. The transcript is spliced from 7 exons.